GAAAAACUGGGGGAACGGGCAACUGUGGGGAGAUACUGGUGUUGGAGAGAAGAAUUGAAAGAAACUGGUGGCUGGCGAGAGGCAGAAACGGAGACGCUCUCCUGAGAAAGCAGGAAAACAGAGACGAACUACGAGAAGAAACUAAUAAAAGGAGAAGAGCAGAUAAAGUGAUUCCUUCGAGAAAGAAGAAAGCGAAGGAGGGGGAAUACAGAAGGACACAAUUGAUGAGAGAGAGGAGUUGAAAGACCCCCCUCUCCGAGAGACACCAGACUGACUCAAACUCUAUCUCUCUCCCUUUGUCACGCCAUAAGGAUUUGAUGCCCCUCAGCCUGUUCACUUCUGUGUGUUCAUGUUUCCCACAGGUUUCUCUUCCCCCAACCCCCCAGCUGCAGCCCAGGAGGUCAGACCUGCCACUGAUGGUAAUACCAGCAGCAGCUCCUCCUGCAAGAAGAGAAAGUUAAAUAACAGCAGUAACAGCAAUUCUGAAAGAGAAGAAUUUGAUUCAAUUUCUUCCUGCGCCUCUUCUCCUUCCAAAAACACCUCCUCAUCUUCUUCCUCUGUCAUCACGACCUCCUCGUGCUCCUCCUCAGGGGUUGCCUCCUCUAACCAUCACCUCCAGAAGAAGCUGCGCUUUGAGGACUCCGUGGAUUUUAUUGGACUCGAUGUGAAGAUGGCUGAAGAGUCGUCUUCAUCCUCCUCUCCUGCUGCUUCUUCUCAACAGCAGCACCAACAGCAGCUCAAAAAUAAAAACCUUUUAAUUUCGUCAGUGGCUGUGGGGCACCAUGCAAAUGGUCUGACCAAAGCUGCCUCUUCUACUGUUUCCAGUUUCGCCAACAGUAAACCUGGCUCUGCUAAGAAAUUAGUGAUCAAGAACUUUAAAGAAAAACCCAAAUUGCCUGAAAACUACACAGAUGAAACCUGGCAAAAACUGAAAGAAGCUGUAGAAGCUAUCCAGAACAGUACUUCAAUUAAGUACAAUUUAGAGGAGCUCUAUCAGGCUGUUGAAAAUCUCUGCUCCUACAAGAUUUCUGCAAACUUGUACAAACAAUUGAGGCAGAUCUGUGAAGAUCACAUUAAAGCACAAAUUCACCAAUUCAGAGAGGAUUCAUUGGAUAGUGUCCUUUUUCUAAAGAAAAUAGACAAAUGUUGGCAAGAUCAUUGCAGACAAAUGAUUAUGAUUAGAAGUAUCUUUUUGUUCUUGGAUCGAACUUACGUACUUCAGAAUUCCAUGCUGCCAUCUAUUUGGGAUAUGGGGCUAGAAUUGUUCAGAACUCAUAUAAUCAGUGAUCAGAAAGUUCAGAACAAAACUAUUGAUGGCAUUCUUCUGCUGAUUGAGAGGGAAAGAAAUGGUGAGGCUAUUGAUAGAAGUUUACUGCGAAGCCUUCUAAGCAUGCUUUCUGACUUGCAGAUUUAUCAAGACUCUUUCGAACAUAGAUUCUUGGAAGAGACCAACCGCCUGUAUGCAGCAGAGGGACAGAGGCUUAUGCAGGAACGAGAGGUUCCAGAAUACCUUCACCAUGUCAACAAGCGCUUGGAAGAAGAAGCAGACAGGAUAAUCACUUACUUGGAUCAGAGCACAACGAAGCCACUAAUUGCUACUGUAGAAAAGCAACUUCUAGGUGAACACUUAACAGCUAUUCUUCAGAAAGGUUUAAACCACCUUCUUGAUGAAAACCGAAUCCAAGAUCUUUCUCUUCUGUAUCAGUUGUUCAGUCGUGUGAGAGGUGGAGUACAGGUUCUCUUGCAGCACUGGAUUGAAUACAUAAAGGCAUUUGGCAGCACCAUAGUAAUUAACCCAGAAAAAGACAAAACCAUGGUCCAAGAACUACUUGAUUUUAAAGACAAAGUUGACCAUAUUAUUGAUGUUUGUUUUCUCAAGAAUGAGAAGUUUGUAAAUGCCAUGAAAGAAGCCUUUGAAACAUUCAUUAACAAAAGACCAAAUAAGCCAGCUGAACUCAUAGCUAAAUAUGUAGAUUCAAAGCUUCGUGCAGGCAACAAAGAAGCUACUGAUGAAGAACUUGAAAAAAUGCUGGAUAAAAUUAUGAUCAUAUUUAGAUUCAUAUAUGGAAAAGAUGUCUUUGAGGCCUUUUAUAAAAAAGAUCUAGCAAAGAGACUAUUAGUUGGGAAGAGUGCAUCAGUAGAUGCAGAAAAAUCUAUGCUUUCCAAACUCAAACAUGAAUGUGGAGCUGCUUUCACCAGCAAACUUGAAGGAAUGUUUAAAGAUAUGGAGCUUUCAAAAGACAUAAUGAUACAAUUUAAACAGUAUAUGCAAAAUCAGAAUGUACCUGGCAACAUUGAACUAACAGUGAAUAUUCUGACUAUGGGUUAUUGGCCAACCUAUGUGCCUAUGGAGGUCCAUUUGCCCCCGGAGAUGGUAAAGCUACAGGAGAUAUUCAAGACCUUUUAUUUGGGAAAACACAGUGGUCGGAAACUUCAGUGGCAGUCAACACUAGGACACUGUGUACUAAAAGCAGAAUUUAAAGAGGGCAAGAAAGAACUUCAGGUCUCUUUGUUCCAGACACUGGUGCUCCUCAUGUUUAAUGAAGGAGAGGAGUUCAGUUUAGAGGAGAUAAAGCAAGCCACUGGGAUAGAGGAUGGCGAGCUGAGAAGGACUCUUCAAUCUCUGGCUUGUGGCAAAGCCAGAGUACUGACUAAAAACCCCAAAGGUAAAGAUGUGGAAGAUGGUGAUAAAUUCACGUGUAAUGAUGAUUUCAGACAUAAGCUCUUCAGGAUAAAGAUCAACCAAAUUCAGAUGAAAGAAACGGUAGAGGAACAGGCAAGCACUACAGAGAGAGUAUUCCAAGACCGGCAAUACCAGAUUGAUGCUGCAAUUGUACGAAUCAUGAAGAUGCGCAAGACACUGAGUCAUAACCUGCUUGUCUCAGAGGUCUACAACCAGCUUAAAUUCCCAGUAAAGCCUGCUGACCUUAAGAAGAGAAUAGAAUCCUUAAUUGACAGGGACUACAUGGAAAGAGAUAAAGAAAACCCAAAUCAGUACAACUAUAUUGCAUAAACAUAUGUUGGCCUUUGUUUUACUGCACACUUGGUGUCAUACACAGUUGCCAGUGAAUAAACUAGCCUGUUGAUCCUGUUAAUUGACUUUUUAUACUACCGAUGAUUGAAUGAAAGCAGUGUAAUGGAAAAGUAUAGUAGAGUGGACUUCUUUCAGUGGUUAACAUGCCCAUUUAAAGAGUACUAUUUACAUUUUAAGAAGAAUGCUGUUGAACUCUUUGCAUGUUAUUUAGUAAGAUGUGCAGAAAGCUGAAAGAAAGUACCUGGUCUUUGUGAUUCCAUUUGUCUCUGGGUCUGAAGAGGAGUCCCUUGAUAGAUGACAGAUCUUUCACACCUCUAAAUGGAAACAGAAGGUUAAUUAAUAUAAGAAAAUAGCCUUUAAAAUGCUUAAACUGCAUGCAAAAUUUUAAUUUACUGUAAAGAAUGCAUUUGAGUUAGUAACAUGCCAUUGGUUUGGUUGAUGCCCACACUUGGAUUUUUCCCUUGAGGGAGGGAAAAUUGGGAAUAAGCCAAGCUAUGCUUAUUGCUGAUCUAAUGGAAAAUACUCCUGGUUGCAAUUAAAACAAAAUGGUACCAAUAUAAAAUGUGUAAAGUUUGUAGUGUGGGCAUAUGUACUGUAUAUACAAACACCAUUCUUAAGUAACUGCUACAACAAAAGAAGUUCAGAUUAGAUUUAUAUGGCUUGCCUAUAAGACUUCAGUGUACACCUUUGGGAAUUCUAAGCAUAAAACAGCCAUAAUGGAAAAAGUGACAGUUUUUUACUAGUCAUGGGUAGGAGGCCUUCACCUCUUGGCAGCAAUACUCUAGAAAAGAGACUCUAUUUACAGAUAUCUAUGAAAAGCCACACUGUUCUUGUGGUAACACUGUAAGAACAAAAGUUGCAAAUGGAUUUUAAUACUUGUUUUGCUUUGCAACAUUCUAAACUUGAACUAACCUCAAGGUUUAGACAGGGCAGCUCUUUUUAAAGACUGCCCUGCUUUGGAUUGCUUUAACUUAAAGCUUUAAGAACUCAGCCCUAGAUGUGGCAGGCCUCCUAGAACCCAGAAGCCUACCUCUCAUAUAGAAAGCUAAGUAUUGCUACAAGGCAUCUAAAAUGUAUUUUCUUAGAUGACCAGAGAGCAUUCCUUGCAUCUUUAUAAGACAUGGGAGAAUAAGUCACGUGAAUGUAGAGCUUUGUUUCAACAAAAUACAUUUUUCUUAUUGCUAUAGCAGCAUGUGCCAGGAAUACAUGGAGAAAAGUGUCUGCAGGAAAGGUAACUCCUCCACAUAAGUUCUUCCUUACCCAGCCAAGCUUUAGACCUAUGAUCAGUUGUGUGCUCUUUCAGGCACUGAUAGUCCUCGGGAAUACCAGAUAUUUCUUGAAAGAUGUUACUUUUGUUUAAAUGGCAGUGUAACUUAGAUCUCUAACUUUUAUCACUGUGAUCCCACAAUCAGGGGUGUGCAUGUGUGAGAGGGAGAGUGUGUGUAUGCAUAUUUUGUAUCUGACACAUCCCAUCUUUGCUGCUUUUUUAAUCUACUCUUUAAUUCCAUAUUUUCUGCAGCUGUGUUUUCUCUCAAGCUUUUAUAUGCAGUUUUCAGCUGACAGAUGAAACAGAUGUUUUGUUUCUCCUACUAAAUUAUUUGCUGUCACCCUCUACUAAAUGUCAUACAGCUCUUUGUAAUCUGCAGAAAAUCUACCUUAUCCUUAGACACUGCUGCAGCAUAACCACUGGUAGACAUCCAGGACCACCCUUGCCUCUAUUAGAAAAAUACUAACUGUAGAGUUAUCUGGUAAGAAACUUGAAGACUGCUCCUGCAGAUCUUUUUAAGUAUUAGUUCAAAUAAAGACCCUCUGGGGAGGAAAAAAAAUGUCCCUCCCCCCAAAAAAAUUAGGUAUUUUGUAUCUGAUGUUCUUUUUCUUGUGUGUUUUGUCUCUCUAGCCAAUAAAUGAUUCCUUUUUAAAAGGUGUUUUGGAGAAGGAGCAUAGAACUUGAGUCUUCAGUAGACAGGAGGUGAUGAGUAUCAGUAUUGAACUGGUUGCAUUCAGUCUGUAGCUUAUAAAUCUAAUAUCACUACACGUUUAAAAUGCCUGUUCUGGUACAAUCCUCCCUCAUUAGACAAGUGUGUUGCAUUCAGUCUAACUGGAAAGGUCUAUAUAAUUUUUAGCCUAUCCAUUUCAGUAACUUAAAUGCAAAAGAUACUAUCUGGCAGACAUCCUCACAUUUCAUCAGACUUCCAUGAUCUGAGGCAGACCCUAAGCGGCAAUCUAGUUAAAGCAAACCGAAGAAUAGACUUUGAGAACCCUGACCAGGCUGAGAGAGGGGGAGGGGAGAAGGCUUCAUGGGUUCUCCCCAAGAACCUGUUCAUCUCUUCUGCUAAGGUCUUACUCAUUCCUGGUUAAUGACAAAGCUGCAGCCAAGAUUUAUCAUCCAGCCGUACAAAUCUGCAACUUCUUGCUGGGAUCAUGUGCCUGCCUAUUGAGCCAUAUAUAUCUCUGUAAGAAAAAAAUUAAAGUGGGCUUGGACCACAGCUCAUCUGGCUAUAACACAGCUUGUCUGUUUGGCCACACAUUUUUAAUCUUGACUCUUGCAUGCAGUUUAUAGCACCUUGUUCAUAAGAAA
Molecule: messenger RNA, 5612 nt
Organism: Indicator indicator
Lineage: Eukaryota; Metazoa; Chordata; Aves; Piciformes; Indicatoridae
Gene: CUL4B
Product: cullin 4B
Exons: 20
Coding region: 350-3013 (887 amino acids)
Biological process (GO): protein ubiquitination; ubiquitin-dependent protein catabolic process; DNA damage response
Cellular component (GO): Cul4B-RING E3 ubiquitin ligase complex
Molecular function (GO): ubiquitin protein ligase binding
Source: RefSeq, a predicted model, not a curated record